This is a messenger RNA of Gracilinanus agilis (Agile Gracile Mouse Opossum), 1735 nucleotides long. RefSeq names its product acyl-CoA thioesterase 9 (gene ACOT9). Lineage: Eukaryota; Metazoa; Chordata; Mammalia; Didelphimorphia; Didelphidae. Gene Ontology annotation, biological process: acyl-CoA metabolic process. The transcript is spliced from 16 exons. Gene Ontology annotation, cellular component: mitochondrion. The record is from RefSeq and is a predicted model, not a curated record. The coding region runs from base 168 to 1487 and encodes 439 amino acids. Gene Ontology annotation, molecular function: fatty acyl-CoA hydrolase activity.
GGGAGGGGCCGCCCUUAGAGGGCGCUGCCAGGAAAAGAAGUUUAGCUUUGGGUGGUUAGAGGGGCUUCCCCUCCCCCAGGCAGGGCAGGGCAGGGCUGGGCCGGCAUCUCCUCGUCCUCAGGUUCUCUUGCUGAGCUUGUUCAAGGGGCUGCGAGUCGGGCGGCACUAUGUGGCGGACAGCGGUGCGAUUUUGUGCAUUAAGCAAAGGACGAGGAAUUUUUGGUGGGACACCCAGCCAACAGACAUUUAAUCAUGGAACCAAGGAAACCUUUGAUAUGAAUGCAUCAGACACAACUAUACAUGUGAAUGAAGUACGGAAGAAGCUUCGGGAGAUAGUAGGAAUAUCCUUGCACUGGAGAGACCAUAUUAAAGCGAUGGAGGAAAGAAAGUUACUUCAUAAUCUUUUGCCUAAACAGCAGGCAGACCUGACUCCGAGGAGAAUAAAGGACAGUUACAUCGAAGUCCUUUUGCCUUUGGGAUCUCAGCCUCAGUUACGGGAGAGAUAUUUGUCCUCAAAUAAUGUUGUAAGAUUUGGCAGGAUUCUGGAGGAUCUUGACAGCUUAGGAGUUCUCAUUUGCUAUACUCACACCAAAAUAGAUUCUGUCAAGAUGUCCCCUUACACUAUUGUGACGGCCUUGGUUGACAAAAUUGAUUUACGUAAGAGAGAUAUAAGCCCAGAAUGUGACAUUCAUUUCAAUGGACAUGUGAGUUGGGUUGGAAAGACAUCUAUGGAAGUCAAGAUGCACAUGUAUCAGUUACAGGAUGCUGUUAGACAUCACAUCUUGGAGGCCACAUUUGUAAUGGUGGCCCGUGAUCCCGAGAGUAAAGGGCCAGCUUUUAUAAACCCACUAGUCCUUGAAACUCCAGAGGAAGAAGAACUCUUCAAGCAAGGAGAAUUGAAUAAGGGGAGGCGGAUUGCUCUCACCACUGCAUCCUUAUUGAAGAUGGCUCCCACGGCAGAAGAAAGGAAUGCCAUUCAUGACAUGUUCCUUAAUACACUGGAUUCGAGGACUGUAACUUUUCAAAGUCAAGUUUUACGUCCCGAUUCAAAGUGGAUGGAAGAUACAAAAUUGAAGACCCUGCAUAUAUGCCAUCCUGAGAAACGGAACAUUUUCAAUAGAAUCUUUGGAGGUUACCUUAUGAGAAAAGCAUAUGAACUUGGUUGGGCUACUGCUUCUCAAUUUUGUGGUUCCAGAGCUUUUCUAGCUGCUGUAGAUGAUAUCGUGUUUCAGAGCCCUGUUGAAAUUGGAUCACUGCUUUUUUUGUCUUCCCAGGUUUGUUUUACUGAAAAGAAUUACAUUCAAGUCAGAGUACACAGUGAAGUAUCUUUACCUUGCACUAAAGAGCACAAGACUACCAAUAUUUUCCAUUUUACGUUUUAUGCCAAAGAAAAUGUGCCAUUGGUGAUUCCCAAAACUUAUGGAGAGUCCAUGUUGUUUUUAGAUAGUCGGCGACAUUUCAUGUCUGUUAUGGAAGAAACAAGAUGAACAGGAAAAUUCCUAUCCAGCAUUGGCCUAAAAAAUGCUACCUUUUGGAACCAGAGGAUGACAGAGCAUACGGUAUUUAAGGAGGAUAGGAAGAGUUAUGGGGGGACUACUAUAAAAGCAUUCUAGUCUUCAUGGAGAAGGAUCAUUUGUAGAAGAAAAGGAAUCUUUGAUUAACCCAACAACAACAAAAACAAAAAUCUUAAAAUAAUUUAUGCUGGGUUUAUAACCCAAUUUAGUACUAAACUGCU